Scheffersomyces amazonensis is the source of this 2912-nucleotide messenger RNA. It is a transcript of the gene CSR1, whose product is annotated as Csr1p. Gene Ontology annotation, molecular function: RNA polymerase II cis-regulatory region sequence-specific DNA binding; DNA-binding transcription factor activity, RNA polymerase II-specific. The coding region runs from base 393 to 2819 and encodes 808 amino acids. The record is from RefSeq and is a predicted model, not a curated record. NCBI's taxonomy places the organism in Eukaryota, Fungi, Ascomycota, Pichiomycetes, Serinales, Debaryomycetaceae. The transcript has a single exon. Gene Ontology annotation, biological process: regulation of transcription by RNA polymerase II. Gene Ontology annotation, cellular component: nucleus.
AUUCUAAGGUUAGGUUGCUGACAUAGAAAUUUUCAUAGUUUAAAGGGUCUUAAGUAUUAGUUAUUACAAACUAUACUACCAAUUGGUAUAUCAUUACGGUUAAUUAGUAAACUUUGUCGGUGAUCAGAAGUCAUUGUCAUUGUGCAUUUUUUCGCUAAAUUUGUUUCUAGGUUACUAGAGUGACUUCAGAGCUAGUGCUAAUAAUACUCGUCUUUUGUCUGAUAUUAUACAGUCAGAGGAUAUUUUAAUUUCCAUCAGUUGAGAGUAUUAUCUCUUUGAAUUUAUUAAAAAAUUUUCAUUUAUUGGGUAACUUCUUUUUCUUUUUCUUUUUCUUCUUUUCAUUCAUUCAUUCUUUCUUCUUUUCAUUCUUUCUUCAUUUCUUCUUGUAGGCAAUGUCACAAUCUAAUAAUGCCAACAAGAUUGUUGUUCAAGAGACUGAAGAAACCAUGAAUAAAUCUUCAAUUCCUAAGAGUGGAUUAGCUACUCAUGGUUAUGUUCAUGGUCACAUUCAUAAACAUAAGGAUCAUACCCAUAUUCAUGGUCAUAUUCAUAAUCAUGACCAUGAUCAUCACUUUGAAAAGUCUUCGACUACUUCUACUACUACUACUACUAAUAUUGCUCCAAAGAUUAAUAUUUCUACUUCAAACAAUAAUGAACUAGCAUCAUAUUUUGAUAGCUGUAAGGAGUUUGAUAAUAUAGAUUUAUGUGAUGAUAUUUUCUGUGAUGAAUUAGAUGAUUGUUUCUUUUCUACUUGUGAAGAUUCAAGUAAAAAUUCAAACAGUAAAUGUCUUGAAUGUGAAAAUUCUUCUUGUUGUAUUGAACUUAAUAGUCAUACAGAUGAUCAUCAACAUUGUGAAGAAAUAUGCUGUGAAGAUGAAAAUUGUACUGCUGAAUCUACUUGUUGCUCUGCAACUCCAUCUUCAACUCCAACUGCAACUACCCCGCUGACUUCAAAUGCUGAAUUACUGAAUAAGCAACAAACUGUAGAUUGUUGUGGUAAUCCAAGUUGCUUAAGCUAUUCGAUUUGCAAUCAUAAUGAUCAUGGUUUAAGUUCAUCAAAUUCCAAUACUAAUCAACUUCAAGAUGUUCCAUAUAACUGUUGUGUACCAGCUCAACAACAUCAUUCUCAUCAUCAAAAUAAUUUAUGUGAACUACAACUUCCUAAGAAACCUUUGUUUGAAGAUUUAAUCAAUAAUGUUCAUAGAAACUUAACCGAUAUAGAUGCAAGUUCAAAGAAACGAAAGCUAAAUAAUUCUCUAAAGAAGUUUGAAAUCCAUUUCCCUCAUGAAUGUCAUCUGCAACCUGAAAAUACCAAUAAUACUCCAAAGCUUGAUCCUUCUGAUCAUCAACAUCAUCAUUACCACCAGUCUUGUUUUCAUACCACUAUACCAAAUGUUGAUUCAAUUAGUCCAUCUAAUUCAACUAAUACCACUAAUACUGAACAUUUGUUAUCUGAUUUUGAUUUCUAUAUUCAGUUCAAUAACUUUAAUCAACUUCUAAAUGGAUCUCAGGAUUCUAAGACAGGUCCAAGUUUAGAAGAAGUAUUAAAUCAAACAACAAGACCUGUAACAUCUUCUAGUACCACACAAUCUCAGAUGCCACAAUUAACAAAUACAGACUUUUCUACAUUUAAUGAAUCUUCUACAUAUUCUUGUCAAUGGGAUAAUUGUUACAGAAAGGUAAACGAUGAUACUCUUUUAAAACAUAUUAUGGGACAUCAUAUAAGUGAAGAAUAUGGAUUAAAUGUCGAUACCAUAAAAAAUGAUACUGCCACUAAUGAUGGAACUAUCAAUCCUAAUCAAACAUGUUAUCAUUGUGAGUGGAAUGACUGUGAUUUUAUGAAUUCCGAUUUGAAUCAAUUAAUUGAUCAUUUAGUAACUCAUAAGAAUAGUAGUAGUAAUAUUCAAGAUCAAGAUGAUGCUACUUAUUCAAAUAACCUUGUACCAACAUUACAAAGUCAAAUACUAACACCCAAAUCUACCGAUAAGUCAUUGAAUUCUUCACCCCGAUCACCAGUUGCAUUAAGCAUAAAGAAAGAAGAAGACGAUGAGUUUAAUGAUCAUAUGUUUGAUAAUUAUAAACAAGAUCUCUCUAAUACGUCAAUGAGUGAAUUCCAAAUUACUUCUAUGAAAAUUUUACCAAAGAAAAGAAGAAAUUUUUCUGAUAAUAUAGUAGAUCCAACACAUACUUGUAAAUGGCAGAUUGGAGUUGACGAUAAUGGAAAUCCAAUUCCAUGUAAUAAAGUUCAUACAGAUGAAGGCCUGUUACAAACACAUCUAAUUGAUGAUCAUAUAGGAUCAGGUAAAUCAAUCUAUAAUUGUAAUUGGGUUGGCUGCGAAAGACAUAAUGGCAAAAUAUUUACUCAAAGACAAAAGCUUAUGAGACAUAUUCAUAUUCAUACAAAUCAUAAGCCAUGCAAAUGUGAAAUCUGUGGUGCUUGCUUUGCUGUUGAUACUAUGUUAAAACAACAUUUAAGAACUCAUAGUGGAGAGAAACCAUUUUCUUGUUCAAUUUGUAAUAAGAAAUUUGCAACUAGUUCAUCAUUAUCCAUUCAUAAUAGAGUUCAUACAGGAGAAAAACCAUUGAUUUGUAAAUGGCCAGGAUGUAAAAAGAGAUUUAGUGAAAGUUCUAAUUUAACUAAACAUAUGAAAAUCCAUUUAAAAUCAUUUAAAUGUGAUAUUUGUGGAGAAGAAUUUGAGAGGAAGCCUGAUUUUACUAAGCACUUGAAGUUGCACAAUAAUUUGAAGGAAGAAGAACGGGACAGUGUUGAUGCAUUUCCUGUACUUUCUUCAAGGACAGAGAAUAUUUUAGGUAUAUAGGCAUAUAGGCAGUAUAUACGAGUAUAUAUGUGUGAGUAUAUAUCUUAACUAUUGCGUUAUAGCAUGUAUGUAUAGUAUAUAUGUAUAUAGUAU